UUCUUUUCAUAGAAAAAAAAAAACAAAAAAAAAAAAGCUACUGGCCCUAAAAACAAUACGUAUUAUGGUUCGGAUUUACAUCCGUAGAUAAACUUUCCCUGAAAAGCAGACGAUUCUGUGUGCACAUGCGCAAACGUUCACUGACCAGAUUCACUCAAAAUGGCAGCAUGCAUAGAUGGUGUCACUGACAAUAUUUUACUUGUUACUGACUCUUAUAAAGUCACUCAUCAUAAGCAAUAUCCUGAAAAUACUACCUUUGUAUAUUCCUACUUUGAAAGCAGAGGUGGAAAAUUUCCAAAGACAGUUUUCUUUGGUUUGCAGUAUUUAAUAAAGCGAUGGCUUGUGGGUCCUGUUGUGACUAAAGAAAAAAUUCAAGAAGCUAAAGAAAUUUAUAAUUUACAUUUCGGGCAAGAUUUAUUCAAUGAAGAAGGUUGGAACUAUAUCUUAGAGGAACAUGAUGGUCACCUGCCAUUACGAAUCAAGGCUGUCCCAGAAGGAACUAUAAUUCCUUACAAGAAUGUAUUGUUUACUGUUGAAAAUACUGACCCAAAAUGCUUCUGGCUUACAAACUAUUUCGAGACACUCUUAGUUCAAGUUUGGUAUCCGAUGACUGUAGCUACAAACUCUUACUAUCAGAAAGAUCUAAUCGCUAAAUGUAUGCAGGAGACAGCAGAUGAUUUUUCUGGUCUGUCUUACAUGUUGCAUGAUUUUGGUUUCCGUGGGUCAACAUCCGUUGAGUCAGCAGGAAUAGGAGGUGCCGCCCAUCUGGUGAAUUUUGAAGGGACUGAUACGAUAGCAGCAUUAACAAUUGCCAAGAAUUUUUAUGACUGUGAUAUUGCUGGAUACUCUAUUCCUGCUGCAGAACAUAGCACUAUAACAACUUGGCAAAAGGAUGGAGAAGUGAAUGGAUUCCGAAAUAUGUUAGAGAAAUUUCCAGAAGGUAUUGUUGCAUGUGUUAGUGACAGUUACAAUAUCUGGAAUGCAUGUGAGAAUCUCUGGGGAGAACAGUUAAAAGACGUCAUCAUUGAAAGAGGAGAACGUAAUGCACGAUUAGUUGUGAGACCAGACUCAGGAAAUCCCUCAGAUGUUGUAAUCAAGGUUCUUGAAAUUCUUGGCCGUAAAUUUGGAACCAGCACAAACAGUAAAGGCUAUAAGUUACUUCCUCCUUAUAUCCGUGUUAUUCAAGGCGAUGGUGUAUCAUACGAAACAUUGGAAGAAAUAGGUAGAAACUUGAAAAGACAUGAAUGGAGCAUUGAUAAUGUCACUUUUGGCAGUGGAGGUGCUUUAUUACAGAAAAUUGAUAGAGAUACUCAGAAAUGUGCUUAUAAAUGCAGUUCAGCAGUUAUCAAUGGAAAAGAGGUUUCUGUUUUCAAACAGCCGAUCACUGAUUCUGGGAAGAAAAGCAAAAAAGGUCGAUUGACUCUUGAACUCAAGGACGACCAGUAUGUGACAGUUCAAAGAGGAAAGGGUGAUACUAAUAAAGACAUUCUUGUAACUGUCUUUGAAAAUGGGAAAUUAUUGAAAGAUUUCACUUUUGAAGAGAUUCGUAAGAGAGCUGAGAUUGACUUGUUGAAGGAUAAAUGAAAUCUUCUUAAAGACCAAAGACAGAAUUUAUUAUAAUAUGCUUCUUUCUGAUCUCCAUGAUCUCCACAGCAUAGAAGGUUUGUUGUUUCUGCACUUGAGUCAGAGUUAUAUGGUAUCAUUACUGUUAUUUCAAUGAGUAUAACCAGAUUAUACUACAGUAGCACUUCUAUAAUCUCAGUAUGUAUACAUUUACUUCUGUCUGUUGUUGCCAUUCUGUUGUUGUUGAAGUAUUUUACUUAAACAUAGAAUCACAUUUGCUGAAUAUGUAAAGGUGUUAUACCAGUGUUUUUGGUGCUAUAGAUCACUUAGAUCAGUUUUUGAUGGAUGUAUUUUUGGGUAAUUUUUCUUACCAUUUUGUUUCUUACAAUUUCUAAAUACCAUGAUUGUUAAAGACUACACAGAUUGAAUUAUAUUAUAAUAUUAAUAUAUUAGCUGAGGUAUUUGUUGCUGUGCUGUUCUCAUAAUUUCUUUCCUAUAUCUUUAAACAAAAAUCCUGAAUAUUUUACAUUGUAAAAAGAAUUGUUUGAGGUUAGUUGUUGAUAUUUAGUUUUAUAAAGUAUCAUAAAUCAUUUAUCUAAGAACUGUAAUCAUGUGAGUUAAUAAGAUAGCCUCUAUAUAUUCUUUUGAUCUGCAAGAAAUAUCAGCUAAUCUCUCUUAAGCCACACUCUAUCAUCUUAAAAAGGACACAUUGGAUAAUGUAGUCUUAGAUACACUGCCUGAAUAAAAAAAAA
Octopus sinensis (East Asian common octopus) is the source of this 2315-nucleotide messenger RNA. Its product is annotated as nicotinamide phosphoribosyltransferase-like. NCBI's taxonomy places the organism in Eukaryota, Metazoa, Mollusca, Cephalopoda, Octopoda, Octopodidae. Gene Ontology annotation, biological process: NAD+ biosynthetic process. Gene Ontology annotation, molecular function: nicotinamide phosphoribosyltransferase activity. The record is from RefSeq and is a predicted model, not a curated record. The transcript is spliced from 9 exons. Bases 160 to 1584 code for a protein of 474 amino acids.